AUGAUAAACGAACCCCUUGGCUCGUCUCAUCGUGUUCCCCAAAGGUCGCUCCGAUUCGUGGCGAGUAGCCUACGUCUUCGCCGCAGAGACUCACAGGGCGCACUUCGAGUUGCCAACAGAUAUGCAUCAUCCCCGAAAUCUAGACGACUUUCAUUUCGUUACCUCGGACGAUUUAUCCAUGUAUCGCAGGAUUACUUUGUGAAGGAUCUGGUACCCAUCAUCGUUGUGCGAUCGGCGACCUGUUCAGAGCUCUCAGCUUCCGAUACAGAAAAGCAGAUUUACCUCUAG
Sparassis crispa is the source of this 288-nucleotide messenger RNA. RefSeq lists its product as hypothetical. Lineage: Eukaryota; Fungi; Basidiomycota; Agaricomycetes; Polyporales; Sparassidaceae. The coding region runs from base 1 to 288 and encodes 95 amino acids. The record is from RefSeq and is a predicted model, not a curated record. The transcript has 2 exons.